Messenger RNA from Salvia splendens (bonfire salvia), 1068 nucleotides. Its product is annotated as cytosolic sulfotransferase 8. Lineage: Eukaryota; Viridiplantae; Streptophyta; Magnoliopsida; Lamiales; Lamiaceae. The record is from RefSeq and is a predicted model, not a curated record. Bases 30 to 977 code for a protein of 315 amino acids. The transcript has a single exon. Gene Ontology annotation, molecular function: sulfotransferase activity.
GUUAAGUUUAUUCACCUUCCCAAAUCAUCAUGGAAACUCCACACUCCAACACCAACCACAUUAAUCACAUAGAAAAACAAAAAUGGUGUGGGCAUGAAUUCCUAUACGAGUUCCAUGGCUUCUGGUUCACAAAAACAUACCUCGAAACAACAAAAGAAGUGGUAGAAACAUUCAAACCACUCCCCACAGAUGUCAUCCUAGCCUCUUUCCCCAAAACCGGAACCACAUGGCUCAAGGCCCUUCUCUACUCCAUCACCCACCGCGACGACGCCGUUCCACCCUCCACCCAUCCUCAAGAGCUAGUCCCAUCCCUCGAGACCAACCUCUACAUCCGUAAACGAACACAAUGUGAUACAAAAAUGCAGGAAUAUCUCGAUGAAAAGGAAGGGAGAAUCUUGGCCACACACGCACCGUAUCAGAUUCUCCGAGAUUCCCUAGAUUCAUGCGACUGCAAGGUUGUGUACGUUACUCGAAACCCUAAAGAUACCCUAAUUUCGAUGUGGCGUUUUGUGCAGAAAUUGGAUGGCGUUGGCGAUGAUCCGUGGCGGCUGGAGGCGGCCGUGGAUCAGUUCUGCGAUGGCAUGGUCCCGUUCGGGCCCUACUACGAUCACGUGUUGGGAUAUAGGGAAGAGAGUGUGAGAAGGCCUCAGAAGGUGUUGUUUGUGAGUUAUGAAGAGCUCAAGGAAGAUACGAGGAGUCAUGUGAGGAGAAUUGGUGAGUUCUUGGGAUGUCCAUUUGGAGGAGAGGAGGAGGUUGAGAAGAUAGUAGAGAGAUGCAGCUUUGAGAUUUUGAGCAAUCAAGAGAUUAACAAAUCGAGUGAGUUGCCUGAUAGUGGAUUCCCCUUGCCGUAUAAUUCUUUCUUUAGGAAGGGCCAAGUUGGAGAUCAUUUGAGCUAUCUUGAAGAUCAAAUGAUUCGGAAAAUAGAUGGUGUUACCAAACUCAAGUUUCACGGAUCUGGCUUUGAUUAUGGGAUUUGAGAUAUCUGACAACUGCUUUCUUCAAUUACUUAUGAAUACACAAUAAAUUGUUUUCAUCUUUGUAUAAAUGAUUAUUCAAUAUAUUUUGUUU